Molecule: messenger RNA, 689 nt
Organism: Macroventuria anomochaeta
Lineage: Eukaryota; Fungi; Ascomycota; Dothideomycetes; Pleosporales; Didymellaceae
Exons: 1
Coding region: 117-551 (144 amino acids)
Source: RefSeq, a predicted model, not a curated record
GUGGACAGCUCAAGGCCCCCGGCACCACCAAAGCCAGAAACAGCCCAAGCGCCAAUGUGAGGCUGACAACAUAACAUACAUAGAACGCAAGACCCACCUGUAGCCGCUGGCUUCCUAUGGCUCAUGUUGGAUUUUGUGGUAUUCUUACACUUGGUCUUUUCCACACCCUUAUCUUCAACAAGCCUGAACCUUCCUUUCACCAAUUCAUCCAUCUUAGAGAGCAGUUGGUAUCCCCAGCUGGCCCCCUCUCACACAUAAGAAUAACUGUCGCAGUACAGUUUGAUCAGUACAGUAAGGUUGAGUAUAAACGGGCCAGUAUGAUACUCCGUCAAACAAUUAUAGUAACACAACAGUCUCAUGGUCAAACCUCCUCGUCCUCACCCUAUUUAAACACACUGCUUAGUUCAAUACAACCUCAGUUCAAUCCUUCAGUACUUCUGCACACGCGUACUGAUCACUCACGAUUUACCGCGAUAGUAAUCCUCAGCAGCACCGGGCGAAUCACGACACCCGCAUCCUCCCAACUUCCCAAACCAUCGAUCGUAACUUGAACAUGAUGUUCUCAUCCUACCUCGCUGUCUUCACUACCUUCCUUGCUCUGGCGGCAUCAGCACCCACACCCUCACCAGCAUAUGCAACAGUCGACCUCCGCUUCAUCGGUCCCCAGAACACACGCUACUCAAGUUUGA